Molecule: messenger RNA, 2104 nt
Organism: Dromiciops gliroides (monito del monte)
Lineage: Eukaryota; Metazoa; Chordata; Mammalia; Microbiotheria; Microbiotheriidae
Gene: IRAG2
Product: inositol 1,4,5-triphosphate receptor associated 2
Exons: 17
Coding region: 409-1800 (463 amino acids)
Cellular component (GO): endoplasmic reticulum membrane
Source: RefSeq, a predicted model, not a curated record
UGCAAAUACAGAAUUGCAGAAGUUCAGCAGGAGCUUAUCACCCCCCUGAGAAGGAAAGCGAAUUUUGAGUUUUUGUGUACAGGAGAGAGGUCAGAUUGGCAGUCAAUUAUUUUCAAAGUUUGCUGCUCUGUUAAAAUUCAGCGUUCCCAUUGCAUGUCCAGGCUAAGGAUCAAGAACAGGCCCUCCAUGCCGCCAGGGAAAAAGCCGAGUCUUUGCAGCACAAGUUGGAGGAAGCUGUUUCUGAAGAGCAGGAUUUCCAAGCAUUAAAUAUUACUUUAUCAAAUGCUUGCCAGAUACCUGGACAGAAGACAAGAAAAGUGAAAUGAGAACGUGGCUCAUCAGUUACCACCUGAGGGUCUGCUGCAGACCAGUGAAUAUUCCACACCACCCACCGGACAUACUUCUUCCAUGAACAAUACUAUAACCUCCAGUGAUUCAAAAUCUGAAUUUUUGACUAUGGCCUCUGAUCAUCUUGAUUCCAAAUCACAAUAUGAAAAAGAGGAAACAGCACAGUCAGCUUCUGUAAUGAUAGAGAACCAAGGUGAAAGCUUAGCUAAUAAAGAUACGCCACUCUACAUUUCUGUGGAAGAAGAGAAAACCGCAUUAAAUUUGGAAACCAAAGAAGGACCUGAAGCAGUAACAGAGUGUAAAGAAGAAUGUGCUGUGGGAGGAGAAACUGCUGCUUCUGCUAUUCCAGUAACCAGUGUUCAAUCAGCCAACUUUAGACAAAGUGAACACAUUUCAACAAAUGAAAAAGAAGUGGAGGCUGAAUUUCUUAGAUUAUCUUUGGGAUUUAAGUGUGACUGGUUUACCUUGGAGAAAAGAGUCAAGCUUGAAGAGAGAUCUCGGAAUCUGGCUGAAGAGAAUCUAAAGAAGGAGAUUGCUAACUGUUUAAAGUUAUUAAAGUCUUUAAUAACCCUAUGUGAAGAUGAUAACCAAGCCCAGGAAAUCAUUAAGAAGCUGGAGAAGAGUUUAAAGUUUCUUAACCAGUGCACAACAAGAGUUGCUAGCAAGGCAGAGAUGCUGGGAGCCAUUAAUCAGGAAAGCCGAGUCAGUAAAGCAGUGGAAGUGAUGAUUCAGCAUGUUGAAAACUUGAAGCGAAUGUAUGCCAAAGAACAUGCGGAAUUAGAAGAGCUGAAACAAGCUCUCCUUCAGAAUGAAAGGCCAUUUAGCACCCUUGAGGAUGAAGAUGACCCUCAACCUAAAAGGCGUUCAGCAUCUCUAAAUUCUAAGCCAGCUUCUCUUCGAAGAGUCAGCAUUGCAACCUUGCCCAGGAAUAUUGGAAAUACAGGAUUGAUGUCGGGAACUGAAAAAAAUGACCGCUUCAGUAGGAGAUCAAGUAGUUGGCGUAUUUUGGGAUCAAAGCAAAGUGAACACCGUCCAUCACUUCAGCACUUCGUUAGUACAUAUUCUUGGGCUGAUGAUGAGGGAGAGAAAUGUGAUUCAAAAAAUAAAGAAGAAUCAGAACCACCUGCUGAGGAAGUUUUAGAGAAAACAAGAAAACUAAGCCUUUCUGAAAAGAAGAAAAAUCUAUCCAGAUGGGAUGUUUCUUCACUUUAUGACAUAGGAGCAACCUGGGCGUGUGAUCUCAAGACAUCCUUCCGAAAGACAAAUGUAACUCUCUGGAUAUCUGUCAUGCUUAUUGUAUUGUUUGCAGCUUUUAUGAGUUUUCUUACAGGUCGAUUUUUCCAAAGGCCUGUAGACGCUGCUCCUGUAGAAAACGGGGGCUCCUGGACUUCGCUCCAACAAACUUUGUGGCCUUAUACCAAACUCCAACACAAUGGGCCUCCACCAGUAUAAUGGCAACAUACAACAGCAAUCCCAUGUUGAUUUUUAAAUUGACUUGUAAAUCAAUGAUUUUUACUCUGGAAAGUUGCUUUCUUGUUUUAGUAUAAAAAGUGAAACAUAGAAAACUACCACCUUUUAGAAAUGUUUCUGUCAUUCUUAUGUCCCAGAUAAUUUUCUAAAACUAAGCUAAUGAAUAUUGUUCUCUUCUCAAAGUACAUAGGAAGUCUGUGAUUUUUAGUUGAACCAUAUGAAGAAAAUUUGCACUGUUUUGUCCACUGUGAAAUAUUAAAGAAAUAAAGGAUCCUUACAGUUUUAA